AAUUAAGCUGCCACCUAUAUUUAAAUGCAGCUGGUAGUAUGGAUGAAGGCGGCUAAAGAGAAUCACAAACCAUCAACGACAAUGGCUUCAAAGCAGCAAUUGCAAGGUCUUGCAACAAAAGACAUCCAUGGCCUCCCUCCACUAAGCCCAAUUUCACAGUCCUUCAGCAGCCCUAUCCUAUCCUUAACCUCAAUCUUGGUCUUAGAACUUGAUAUCCCCUUCACCAAAUCUGAAAUGAUUCAUCAAAUCCGAGAAGGGAUGAUACCCAUCAACCCUCGUAUAUCCUCUAUGAUUGUUGCAGACAAGAAAGGGGUACAACGAUGGAAGCACGUCGAGCCAACAAUCGAAAACCACGUCGUCAUCCCAACCUUCCCUGCCGAGCUUUCAUUAAGUGACUACGACAAGCAUUUCGGCGAAUAUUUGUCGGAGGUAGCCAUGGAUAAGCUUCCAGAAGGUAGACCUCCAUGGGAAAUACAUAUGUUCAUGUACCCAACAAGCAAUGGUGCACAAACACUUAUAUUCAAGCUGAGUCAUGCACUUGGAGAUGGUUAUUCGAUUAUGAGUGCUGUGUUUUCAUGGUGUAAACGGGUGGAUGAUCCGUCUCUCCCCAUUAUCUUUCCUUCUUUAUCUGGGAAAUCGCCAGAAGGAGGGAGGAGUAUUAGUAGUAGAUGGUACAGAUCAGUGUCGAGGGUGAUGUCAAAAUGUCUUAACACAGUUUCUGAUUCUGUGGUUAGCUUGUUGCAAGGAACAGUUUUGGAAGACAGUAAGACGGCUAUUAGGUCGGGGACACUGCGUGUGGAGCUUCAACCGGUUGAGUUCUCAUCUGUUACCUUCCCCCUCGAACAUAUACGACGAGUUAAGUCAAAGGUUGGAGCAACGGUGAAUGAUGUGGUGAUUGGUUUAAUAUCCUACACAAUCCAACUGUACACGAAAAGGAUGACACAACAAAAUCCUUGUGGUGCACGUGUGAAUGCAUUAGUCAUUUUGAACAUGAGAAUGUUGAGAGGAUAUAAGAGAAUUGAAGAUAUGUUGAAGUCUAAUAAUGUAUGGGGCAACCACUGUAGCUUCUUGAACAUACCAAUUCCAUCAUUCUCUUAUUCUGAAAACCUUUGUCCCCUCAACUUCAUAGUCAAAGCAAAGACACAGAUUAAAAGAAAGAGAAAUUCUGCAGCUAUUUAUGUCUCUGGUAAAAUAUUGAACUUGAUAAAGAGUGUCUUCGGCCGUGAGGCAGGAACCAGGUUCAUCCAUUCAACUCUUAAGAACACAAGCAUUGGGAUUUCUAAUUUGAUUGGUCCAACACAAAAGAUUUCUCUUUCAGAUCAUCCCAUUAAUGGCAUGUACUUCAGUGUGGUUGGUGCUCCACAGAGUGUAUUUUUCACCAUAGUGAGUUACAUGGGUGAGCUAAGGGUAGUGAUGAGAACGGAAAAAGGAUUUAUUGAUGCAAAUAUGCUCGUUUCUUGCAUGAAGGAUGCCUAUGAAAAGAUUUUUGAAGCAGCUUGUGGAAAAGAAAGUACUAACUGUAUAAUUUAA
Molecule: messenger RNA, 1530 nt
Organism: Telopea speciosissima
Lineage: Eukaryota; Viridiplantae; Streptophyta; Magnoliopsida; Proteales; Proteaceae
Product: wax ester synthase/diacylglycerol acyltransferase 4-like
Exons: 4
Coding region: 25-1530 (501 amino acids)
Biological process (GO): triglyceride biosynthetic process
Cellular component (GO): plasma membrane
Molecular function (GO): long-chain-alcohol O-fatty-acyltransferase activity; diacylglycerol O-acyltransferase activity
Source: RefSeq, a predicted model, not a curated record